AUGACGGAGACUAGCAGCCGAGUCUCAUCGAGAGGCCGAAGAGGGCCGAAGAUCGCUUCCUCGUCGUCUUCACGCAGAGCCGUUCGAGGCGAAGAGAAGGCCGACGCCCGCCGGUCGCGCGCGAUCCGAAGAGGCGUCGCCGCCGAGGCGAGAGGCGCCGAGGGCGAUGAAAACGAGCCCGCGGCGCCUCCUCAGGAGGCUGGCGAGGGUCCGCGAAGGCGAAGAGGCGCGAAGCACUCCUCAGGCGGGAAGUCGUCUCCUUCCUCCGUGGUGUCUUCUGGCUGCGGGUCGCCGUCUUCCUACGCUGUGGAGGGCCUGCAAAACCGCCCAUACGCGCCUGUACCCUCUUUCGCCUCUUCUCCUUCGUCGUCAGCGCCCUCAAGUCCGGCUGGAAGGCACCAUGUCCCUCAGCGGGAGACGCAGGCCAGGAUCCCCAGAGUGGAGACAGGAGAGGCCUGCACAGGAAGGCUCUCCACGCCUGACGCCUCGCCCUCUCGUGGCUCGCCCCCUCCGUGGAGGGUGCCGCCGUCUGCGCCGUCUCCCCCCUUUUCUGCGUCGUUUUCGGCCUCUUCGCUGUUGCCACAGAAUCGGCAAGAUCUGCUGUUGUCUCCGCCCGCACACUCCACAAUGGCCGCGCGGCUGAAGGGCGCGCCGAGUCUGCAGACUGCCGCGGACGGAGGUGUCUCCACUGUGGGCUUCGAGCCCACAGCGUUCUUGGGCGCUUUCCAGAACGAGGCGCGAGGGAAUUUCGCCCCUCUCGACUCCGCGCAAAGUUUGCAGGAAACUGCGUCGCAGCGGCCGUCCAUGCUGGUCCGCUCCGUGGGCUCUCGAGCCCCAACGUUCCUGCGACCGCGUCUCCUCCGCCCGCUCCUGCCGCCUGGAGCCCAAUCGACCGACAUGGAGGCGGUCGGGGUGCCUCCGGGCUCCACGCUGGGCGAAGGGCCAGACGGCCGACACGAAGAAGGGGACGACGAGCUGCCCCCAGGAGAGACAGACGACGACGAGGCGCAGGCGAACAUGAAGGCGAUGCGAGAAGCGCGGGACGGAGCCCGGAAAGGUCGCGGCAGCGAAGAAACUGGAGGAAGUCGGCCCGCCGGGAGGCGCGUCGGAUUCGCCAGCCUGCGUACGUUUGACAAGACGAACAAGGUCUUCCAACUGUCGGCGGAAGAAGAGGCGAGUCUUCUGCGCCUCGCGGAGCAGCAGCAUGAGCAUCUGUUCGCCGACGAGUCGAAGCGGCGGUGGCUCCAACAGUGGGUGGAGCCCUCCCAGUCAGGUGUCCCUGGCUCUUCGGGCUUGUCUCUGUCGGGGCGCCCGCGCCCGACGUUCUUCAUCUCGCCCAGCCCCGUGUGGGGUGCUCCUUUGCCGGCCCUCGCGGAGGAGUUAACAAAGAAGAAGCUGCCUCUUCCCGCGGCGUCAAAAAGCGUCCGGAGGCUUACGCCCCGGCCGGCUUCUCUCGUCGCAGCUUCGCAGGCUGGUGAGACACUGCCAGGGGACGCCGCCGCGGCCGUCCAGCCUCCUGGCCCCGCUGCGGAGACAGGAGGCGCGCCCGCGCCGGAAGUGGAGCCCAUCGUGGGCCUGCCAGAACAGAAGAGGACAAAGCCCAGAGUUUGCGAGGAGGUGACGCCCUGGAUCAAGGCCGAUGACGAGGCCGAAGCUCCGACAGCAACAGAGAGAGUAGUCGAAGACGGAGGGCAUGCAGGGAGACGCGGAGAGUUGGGAGCGGAAACAGACGGCCUUGUGGCGGACGCAGAGAUAGCGAAAGAGGCGCGGCCAUCACAACCAAUACCCGGAAGGCCGCGGCGCGUUACCAUUCCUAAAGGAGCCUUCAAAAGCCACGAGGCCGUGCGCCAAGGCCAAGCCCCCGUGGUUCUCCGUCUGUUCUCCUCUGCGCGUGGCUGGGGCCCAGGGCACUCGCCGCCAGAUGCGGACUCGGCCUCUGCUCCGUCUUCGCCAUCGUCGUCCCCUCCGCCGAGCGACGCGGCUGCGUCUCAAACGCCCGCGUUCCCAUCUUCCGUCUCUCCAUCCUCGCCUCCCUCUCCAGGAUCUGUCGUGGUCUGCGCUAAACUCGACGCGACAGGCCUAGCGUCUCCCUCUUCCUCUGUGCGCGCCACGCUCGAAAUCAAGGCACCCCCUCCCAGGCCUGACAGUGGACCGGAGGUGUCCCCACCUUUGAGCUCCAAAGGCGCAGCCGAGACACGGGCGCGCCUGGCGGGGGAACCGGGCGGCAACAAUGUCCUCAUAGAAGAGGAGGCAUGUGCUGCCGGGAUAGACACUGUGCUGGAGGCGGCAGAGGAAGAAACUGAGGUCGCAAGGGAAAGGAAACUUAUGCUGUUCAUCUGCAAUCUAGAACAGGCGAUCUCGCAGUGGGCGGCCGCAGCCACACUCUGUCACCAUACGCUGGUCCCCGCCGGCGAAGAGCCAACUGCAAAGAGCGAUGAUCCAGAAGAAGGCGAAGCCGCAGGAAACACAGAGGCGAGCAGUCCAGAGAGCCAAGCGAAACGUGUUCCCUCAGGAACGCGUAAUCGAUCGAUAAGACAGUCAGGGGGACGCUCACCGCCUCCGUCAUCUGCUCCACUGCCCUCCCUUGUGCAAGACGCAAAGAAUCUUCCCUCUUUCUGGCGCGCCGUUCUGCCAGUGAAGCCGGUGGAUAUGCCCUUGGAGGAAUUCGUCGUCUGGUGUCAGCGGCCCUUCGGGAUGGACGUGCGGGAGUAUCUCCGUCUCCUCGCGAGCGGUAAGGCCGGCGAGGUCGACGAGCUGCAGCUCGAGUCUGCCGCGCGGGCGCCGGCGCUGGAGGGCGAGAAGGAAGCCGAGCCGUCCUUACUUUCGGUCGUUCCACCAACGCAUCCAGACGCAUCGUCCACUGCCGAGCGGCUCUCGCUUGCUCCUGCGUCUCCUCCAGCGGCUUCUCAUCCGUUUCUGCAGCCCCGAACCUUCGAGGCGGCGUCGUCGGUGUCGCCUCGCUCUCAGUCGCCGCCUUUGCCUCGACCUCAAUCGUCGUCUUCGGCUGUCUCCGCUUCGUCGUCGUCGGCAGUCUCCGCGGCGCGCGGCGGCUCGGACGCGUUUUCCUCUGCGCGCGUGUGGGCGAAGCUCUACAGCUGGAGCGAGAGGAAUAUCGCGGCUCUCGCUAAGGUGCUGGACAGCUACGUGGCCUUCGACGAGGAGCGCCGGCGCGCCCUGAAGAAGCAGCGCCUCCUUCAGAGGCAAUUCGCCAUCUACAACAAACUCUGCACAACUAUGCGGCGGAACUUCACAGCGCUGCUUCCACGACAGCUCCGGACUAUCCGCGCGGGGAUGUUUUUUACCAUUUCGCAGAGCGCGCUCUCGCACGGGCGUCUGCUGAACCUCGUUUCGUGGCAGCCUGCAGAUGCGCAGCCGCUUCCCUUCUCGUCCCUCAUUUUCGCGUCGCCGUCGGCGAGCCCUGUCUCCGUCCGAAGGCGCGGCAGGGGCGAGCUCCCUAGCGAGGAAGGCGGCACCGUCGCGGACGGUCAGAAGAACGAGAAAGAGGAGUCGCGAAGCGAAGCGGGAAGAGGCGUUCCAAAGCCGCGUGUCGAGGACAGCGAGAAUGAACGAAAACGGAGGAGAAAAACCGUCGAUUUCUGCGACGUUCUGCAGCCCCGGGCAUUCUCUCCAGCUGCGUCGUCCGCCUCUCGGCCGUCGGCCGGAAACGAGGGCGACGCGAUGCCCACCCCUCUGAGGACGACCAAAGGCGCGCGCCUCUCUGGCGAUCGCAUCCUCCACCAGCGGGGCCUGGUGGCUGCCGAGUACUACGCGGAUCGAGAGGCGCUACUCCGCGAGAUCGGCUCUUCGUUUCCCUCUCUCUCUGUCACAGACGGACAGCGAGAGGAAGAAGGCGCGAGGGACGCGUUUUCGCAGGCGUUCGAGUCUAGAGCGCCGGGGGCCGCGCACACGCGCGUCGGGAACGUUUUCUACUACCAGCGCGCGCUCGACGCCCUCGAGCGAAGAUUCCUGGACAUGAACGGCGGCGCCCAGCGACAGCGGGAUCGCCAGCAGGCCACUGCCGAGUUUGGCCUCUUUCCGCCGGCCCCUGGAGAAAUUCCUCGUGGAUGCCAGGUCUGGCGCUGCCUGAGUCUCACUCACUCGAGCGUCCUCUGGCUGCUCUUCCACGAGGCCUCGGCGUCUCUCUUGGUCAUGCGCGUCUCGCGCCUCCAGCCUCACACCCAAAUCCGCACGCUGCUCGACCUGCGAGGCGGCGCCAGCGCCUUCUGCCGCUUCCUCUCUUCGCUGGGCCUGACGCUUCCCUCCCCGCCGUCUGCGGAGACCGGACGGGGUUCGGCAGAGGCUUCGUCGGCCGUCACGGCGGCUGAAGGCCGCGCCGAGCGAGGUGGAGACAAAGAAGGGAUACUCGGAGUAGUUUCCUCGUCUGUGCGUGAUGAAACGAACGUGGAGAGCUCUCUCAGCGGCCAUGAGCAGACCCUCAUUCGCGAGGCGUUGGAACGCGCGCUGGCAACGGCGCGGCGUCUGGAGGCGGGCGGCGAUGACGCUGAGGGGCCGCGAAGCAGGCGCGCGAGAGCGAGCGAAGGAAAGGAUCAUGAGCGAGACGACGAAGGAGACGACGACGCGCCGCCUGCGGCUGGACAGAAAACGGGCAGCCUCAUCGCCGCCAAGGACGCGUACCUUGUCGGCGAUCAGCUCGUCGAGAUCGCGCCUCACUUUGAAGACGUCUCGCUAGCGGAGCACUUGGAGAAGCACGGCGUAUACAAGGGGGAACGCGACGUGCAGCGUGUCCGCCAGAUUGCUUUCCUCCUUACCAGGUUAGUCGAAGAGGCUCCCGAUCGCUCUGUGCUGCUGCCUCUGAAGACGUCGCGGGUGUAUCUGCGCCAGCGCCGCCUCGCGCUCUACGUGGGCGUGCCUGCCUCGGCCGCGUGCGCGCCCUUUUCCUCUUUUCUAGCCGACCGCGGUCCUUCUGGCGCGUCUUCUGCUUCCCCACUCCCUCCAAGCAAGCGCGAGGCGAGCGCCGAGAGGGCGGGGAAAGACGCAAAGUCGAACCAAGGCGAGGCGCGCGUCGUCGAUCGGAUGCCUCGAGGAGCAGCGCGAAGCGAAGAGCUAGCCUACGUCCUCGCGCGCGACUUCGGUCUCGCGCUGCUUGACGCCCUGCGCCGCCCGACGGUCGCCUCCGCCCUGGGAUGGACUGAGUCUCUCGAGAGUUGCUUGCCGCCGGAGUGCUUCCCUGCGGAGCGGCUCUUUUUGUCGCCCGGGAAGGCGGCAGCGACGCCGUGGACGCAGUUCCCGCCGCCACCCAGCUCGCUCUCUCUCCCGCUCUACCCCACUCGCGAGGAGGAUGUCUCAAAGGCUCAUACUUGGAUGCUUGGCGUGCUGCUCUACCGGAUCUUGUGUGGCGAGGAGAAGAAGAGUCUCUCCGUGUCAAAAGAGCCGGAGUUUACUUCUUUUUCGGACUCUGACAGCGCAUGCGCGUUCGACCUCUCGGCCUGCGCAGACCAACGCGCGAGGAGUUUCCUCGCGUUCUGUCUGAAUCCUGACCCCCGCCGUCGUCCCCUGGUCGCGGAGUUGCGGCGGCACCCGUUCCUUGCAGAGCUCGCGGAGGCUGCUCAGCGGCGGCAGUGCUUGUGCGACGCGGAGAAGCACGCGUUGUCUUCGCUGUCUGAGGAGGAGCGAGAUGACGACAGGGGGAAGAGCGAAGAGCGCGCGAGGCGGCCGACGGGUAGCGGUGCGCGCCACAAAGGCAGAGAAGCGGCGGACGCGUCCUUCUCGGCUCUCGAAUACGGUGGCAGCUUCGACGAGCCGCUGCAAAGCGACGAGAGCGGAGACGAUGGCGACGCGCUGCUGGAGCCGAACGCAAGCGCCGCGAGUGCCUCCUCGCCCGCCGCGUGCGGCGUACUUGUCGCGGAAGACCCUAAAGGUUCGCGCACACCGCGAGCGCGUCCUCCGAGAGGCGCAGAGGGGGCUGUGAGUGAGGCGCGCGAGAGCGGAAGGGCUGGGCGGGCGCCUGGCGGCGAACGAACGCCCACGAGGAGCGAAUGGCGCAGACGAAAAGGCAGCUGCAGUUCCUCGGAUGCGUCGCCCGUGGCCUCGGCGAGGCGCCGCCGAAGCGCCGGCGCUGCGGCCGCGCUUCGAGACGGGCGCGCGGGGAGCUUGAGACGGAGCCGCGUCGCGUCGUUCUCUUCGUUCUCCCUCUUCUCUCCGCACUCCUCAGCCGCGCCACGAAAUGAAGACGCGCGGGAAGGCCGAGGAGCUGCGAGGGUGGAAGUUCGCGAGUCCGAGUCCGCAGCGCGUCGCCUUGCCGCGGAGCGUGGCGAAGGAGAACAAAGAAGCGCAGAGAGCAGAAACCGAGGGCGAGGGGCUCCGCCAGCGACAGACCACGCAGCCGGAGGGGCGCGAGAGCCAAGCGCGCACGGCAGAGAGGAUACGGACGAGCAGAGGGGCCAUGCGGAAGCGAGAAACGGAAGCUCGCCAUUCAGGAAGUCGCCCCGGUCCAAAGAAGAACGCUGUCAACGCUCAGCGGUCGCCAGAGGCAGAGACGAAGAGGGACGAGUGGAGGGAGCCGUGCAGGACCGCUGGCGAGCUCAGACAAAGCUGGACGCCGCGGGGCGCGGGAAUGCGGCGGGGGAGCACUCGCCGCAGAAGCGAGGGCAGGGACGGCUCUCGGAUCUCUCCUCAGCGGCGUCGCCGACCAAAGGAAGUCGGCUCAGACGACGGAGCCAGGUGCGUAAAGACGAACUUCCCGAACCCGCGGAGGCGGAACGAGAGCAGACGCGGCGCGCGAGCGUCAGGAUGCCCGCUGCUGGCUCUGCGCAGCGUUCGCGCCGCGCGCGGCUGACGCGUGCGUCGUCCUACACCUCUUCGCCCUCGCCCUCGCUCAGUCGCCGGCGGAGCGGGUCUCUGUCAGAGCGCAAGAACCGCCGUGAGCGCGAGCGAGAGGACCCGAAAGCGGCGGGCGGCGACACGCGCGGGCGGCUCUCGGCGAUGCGCGCGCGGUCUUCUUCUUCCUCGUUCUACGCGAAACAGGAGGACGGCUCCCCGUCGCCGCAGCGGCGGAAGAAGCGAGGCGGCGAGCAUGUCGAGGCGCUGCUGUCUCGGAAGCAAAGAGAACGCGGCAGCGGGAGAAACACGCGGCUGCUGGCGUGCUGCGAGGCGCUCUUCGGCGAUGUGGAGCGCAUGGUGCCAGAGCUCAUCGGCAGGCAGAGAGAGGGGCGCGAAGAGGACGGUGUCGCGUUCUACGGCGGCAACGACCCGCUGCGCAUCGGGUUCCCCAGCGAGGACGACGAAGACGAAGACUGGCAAGAAGGCCCACACGACGAUGCAGACGAGGAGGACGACCAAGCACAAGAAGAAGACGAAGAGGAGGAAGACGCGUGA
This is a messenger RNA of Besnoitia besnoiti, 7335 nucleotides long. RefSeq lists its product as uncharacterized. The transcript is spliced from 13 exons. The coding region runs from base 1 to 7335 and encodes 2444 amino acids. NCBI's taxonomy places the organism in Eukaryota, Apicomplexa, Conoidasida, Eucoccidiorida, Sarcocystidae. The record is from RefSeq and is a predicted model, not a curated record.